Messenger RNA from Camellia sinensis, 633 nucleotides. NCBI's taxonomy places the organism in Eukaryota, Viridiplantae, Streptophyta, Magnoliopsida, Ericales, Theaceae. The record is from RefSeq and is a predicted model, not a curated record.
UUCAAGACCUCACAUUGGAGUAAGAAAAAAAAAGAUUGGAUUGAACCAGUUUGUGCGGAGUUAUAUGAAAAGAUGGACCAACUUCGUGAGGAAUCUUCACAGCCUGGAGCAACCCCGCUAACACAGGAGGAAAUUACUGUUCAAGUCCUUGGGAAGCGUUCAGGGUAUUUGAGAGGUUUCGGGGUUGGUCCAAAGCCGUCUUCUGCAUUCAAUUCUACAACUAGGUCACAAGCACGUGAUGCAGAGGUUAAGGGCCUUAAAGAAGAGGUAGCAUCACUGAAAGGGAUAAUUCAAUCAUAUGAAGGACGCUUUGAGCAGUUUGAACACUUUAUGAGACAAAUGCAGGGCAAUGGUAGUGGAUACGACUCUUUUGAUGACUAGCUAGCUAGAGGCGUAGUCAUGCAUGUUUAUGGAUCUGAGUUUGCCGAUGCAUUAAUUCUAAGUUGUGCAUAUAUAUAUGUGGAGUUUUUGAGAUACUUCGCAUCGGACAAAUAUGACAUGCAUUUGAAAUCUUUGAUGUUUUGUUAAAUAUUUUUUGAUGUGGUGAAUUUAUUGUAAGGAUGGAUGGUUAUUUUGGGCGUGUAAUGUGUUGAUAUUGACAGGUGGUUGUAAAUAAAUUAAUUACUAUUUUGA